AUGUGGACGAGGAUUACGGCGCCGUUUUACAAGAUUCUUGCAUGGCUGCGGCGGCGGUCAACGAUAGUCAAGGCCCUCCUCGCGGCGGCGGCGGCGCUCUGCGCGGUGGCGACGCUGAAACUGACCCAUUUCUUCGUCGCGUCUGAGGCGAUCCAUUUCCUUGGGAUUUUGGUGUUGAUUUAUAAGCUCACCACUCUCAAAACGUGCUCCGGGCUCUCCUUGAAGGCACAAGAGCUUACAGCUACAUUCUUGGCAUCAAGAUUGUGCUGCAGUUUUUUCAUGGAGCGCGACAUCCACACUGUGCUCGACUGUCUAAUUCUUGUCUCGACUUUAUGGAUCGUAUAUAAGAUGAGAUUCGAGUUGAAAUCAACCUACAUCUCCAAGCUAGACAACAUGCCCUUGUACUAUGUGAUUGUACCUUGCGCGAUCCUAGCAAUGCUCGUCCAUCCUCGCACGUACCAGGGGCGUCCCGUGCGGAUGCUAUGGGCAUUUGCUGUCUACUUGGAGUCUAUUUCAGUAUUGCCACAGCUCAAGAUGAUACAAAAUGCCAAGAUAAUCGAGCCAUUCACAGCCCAUUACGUGUUUGCAUUAGGAAUUGCAAGAUUUUUGGGAUGUGCUCAUUGGAUCAUUAAGGUCUACAAAUCGAGCGGAAGGUACUUGUAUCUAGUGGGAGCUGGCUACAUUUGGUUUCCUAUGGUGCUACUAGCAGAAAUCGUUCAGACAUUCAUCUUGGCUGACUUUUGUUAUUACUACAUUAAAGGCCUAAUGGAUGGUAGACUUAUUGUCUACAUGCCCAUGCAUUCGCAUGCGUCAGCUCACUUGGUCUGA
Messenger RNA from Salvia miltiorrhiza (redroot sage), 828 nucleotides. RefSeq lists its product as uncharacterized. Lineage: Eukaryota; Viridiplantae; Streptophyta; Magnoliopsida; Lamiales; Lamiaceae. Gene Ontology annotation, cellular component: membrane. The coding region runs from base 1 to 828 and encodes 275 amino acids. The transcript has 6 exons. The record is from RefSeq and is a predicted model, not a curated record. Gene Ontology annotation, biological process: protein retention in ER lumen. Gene Ontology annotation, molecular function: ER lumen protein retrieval receptor activity.